Clavispora lusitaniae ATCC 42720 is the source of this 1434-nucleotide messenger RNA. It is a transcript of the gene RRP3, whose product is annotated as RNA-dependent ATPase. NCBI's taxonomy places the organism in Eukaryota, Fungi, Ascomycota, Pichiomycetes, Serinales, Metschnikowiaceae. The record is from RefSeq and is a predicted model, not a curated record. Gene Ontology annotation, molecular function: ATP binding; RNA helicase activity; nucleic acid binding.
AUGGCCAAAGCGCACGCCCCCAAAAAAGCCCGCAUCCACUCGCAUGCAACCGACACGCUUGCGCUAGCAGAGAAGAUCAAGAAAAAUGCUCUCAAGAAAAAACUCGCUUCGCACAAACCAGACCAGGCAGACCAGGCAUCGAUUGUACCUGAAGCUUCCGAAGUGAGUGUUUCUGACGGCAGCAAGCGCUUCGAAUCUUUCACAGAACUCAAGUUGAUUCCCGAGCUCUUGGAAGCUAUUCAAAGUAUGAAAUUCACCAAGCCCACGCCUAUCCAGGCCGAGGCCAUUCCCCACGCCUUGGAAGGCAAAGAUGUCAUUGGACUUGCCGUGACCGGCUCGGGCAAGACCGCGGCGUUUGCCAUCCCCAUCUUGCAGUCGUUGUGGCACGACCAGCUUCCAUACUAUUGUCUCGUGUUGUCGCCCACUCGUGAGUUGGCGUACCAGAUUAAGGACACAUUCGAUGCUCUCGGCUCCGGAAUGGGUCUUCGGGCCUGCUGUAUAGUCGGCGGUAUGGACAUGAUGGACCAGGCCCGUGACUUGAUGCGCAAGCCGCAUGUUAUCGUGGCCACGCCUGGACGUAUUGUGGACCACUUGGAACACACCAAGGGCUUCAGCUUGAAGAACCUCAAGUACCUAGUCAUGGACGAGGCUGACCGGUUGUUGGACCUUGACUUCGGGCCCGAGCUCGAUAAGAUCUUGCGUGUGAUUCCCCGCGAGCGGAACACAUACCUUUUUUCUGCCACUAUGACCAACAAGAUCGAAAAGUUGCAAAGAGCAUCUUUGAACAACCCAGUGCGCAUUGCUGUCUCCUCCAAGUACCAGACUGCCGACAACUUGGUGCAGUCGAUGAUGUUGGUCAGCGACGGCUACAAGAACACUUAUUUGGUGCACUUGCUCAACGAAUUUGUUGGAAAAUCCAUCAUCAUCUUCACACGUACAUGUGCCCACUCGCAGCGAACGGCGCUUUUGGCUCGUAUUUUGGGUUUCUCUGCUGUUCCAUUGCACGGCCAGUUGUCCCAAUCCCAACGUUUGGGGUCGUUGAACAAAUUCAAAUCGGGAAAGGCAAAUAUCUUGGUGGCCACAGACGUUGCCGCCAGAGGUUUGGAUAUUCCAGCAGUUGAUGUCGUCAUCAACUACGAUAUUCCUACCGACUCCAAGGCAUACAUUCAUCGCGUGGGACGUACAGCUCGUGCAGGUAGAUCCGGAAAGUCCAUUUCCUUAGUUACGCAGUACGACUUGGAAAUGUACUUGCGGAUUGAGGCUGUGUUGCAGAAGAAACUUCCAAAGGACCCAGCUCCACCAAAGGACGUUUUGGAUGCGUUGCACGUUCAUGUAGACCGUGCCACUGCAGAAGCCAUCAAACAGACCAAGGAUUUCCACGAGAAGAAGGGCAAGAAGAAGAGCAGAGACGAUGCAGAUCGCGAGGAGAGAUAA